GUAAUAUCUAUAUCUGUAAAUAUGAAUAACACAUCAUCCACUCAUUCCGCUAGUAUUGAGGCGAACAUUGUAAAUAAAUUAUGCAGAACAGAUAAAUCAUGUAUUUUAAAAUAUGUAGCUAAACCACUGUGUCGCUGCUUGAUUUCUAAUGAAACGUUCUUUGAAUAAUCAUAAGUAUUUCGUGUUAUGGUAUUGUACUCAUUAUAACUUGGAGUGAGGGCAUGAAAAAGCAUGUGGAUUAAAGCUGGUAAGCAAGAGGAUUAAGCGAUUAAAGGAAAAGUAGAGACCCAGCAGAUAUUGUCUGCACAUACUUCAUUCUUCUAGUAACUAUUUAUUUUUGUUCUUUUAGAUUUUUAUCGGUUCUUAAAAAAAGAAAGAAAAAAAAAAAGAUAUAUAUAUAUAUAUAUAUAAAUUUCUUUCUCUGUUGCUGGGUCUAUUUGUUCAUAGAAUCACCUCAUAAAAUAUUGCAGCUCAUCUAUGCUGGAAAUCCUUGGAGAUUUGGCCCCAUUCACCCACAGUCAUAAAUUAUAGAAAUGUCAACGUGUCUCACAAAUUGCAGUUUGUUUUGUCCCUUUCAAUGAAAGAAUUUGCAGAGAUUUGGAAAUAUAGAGUGUUUGUGUGUGUUUAUAUUAAUACAUGUCUAUCAUAUAUAAGCAUAAUUUUCUUUUUUUAGUGAUGGCUAGGUUGCACCAUGUCCUUGAUGACAUCAUUAUUGGAAUGUGCUAAAGUGAUGUCAUCUUUAAUAACCCAUAUUGUGGAAACAACAUCGCCAUAGGGCGUUUGCUCAAUCCUAUGAGAGGAAAAACGCAUUCAUUUUGCUUCAGCUUGGGGACAAUAAAACUAAUGUUUUGUAUGGCUGUGGUUCUUUGCAGUGAAAUAAAAAUUAAAAAUAUGUUUUUUUGAGACAGGAUAUUUCCUUUCUUAGACAAACUGUUGGCCCAUGUCCCCUUGAAUGUGGUUAAAUAAUAUGAAUUAAUGCAGUUGCUACUAAAACAUGCAAUCUGUUAGAUAUAUGUUAUAGAGCUCUGCUUCACUCCUACUUGAUAUUUCUUGCCCUAAUGUUUCUAAUACCCCACCUCCUAUAGUCUGUAAGCUCGUUUGAGUAGGGUCCUCUUCAACCUAUUGUUCCUGUAAGUUUUCUUGUAAUUGUCCUAUUUGUUACAUCCCCCCUCUCAAAACAUUGUAAAGCGCUACGGAAUCUGUUGUUGCUAUAUAAAUGGCAAUAAUAAUAAUAAUAAUAAUAAUAGACAUGUUUACAAGAAUUUUAGACCUUGCCCUUGAUUAAAGCGGAAAAUGUGAAGUUGUUACAUUUGUUGCACUAGCUAUCCUGUUAGUUUUCAACCUAAAUCAGUAGAAUUCAUCCUGAAUCACAAUUAAUGUGAGCUAGAGCAAAUAUGGCAAAAUUGUAAAAUAAUGAAAUAGUGUGAGAAUGUCAUCUUAUUUGUAUCCUUUAGAUUGUAAGCUCAUGGGCUAUCUAGCUAAGCACUUUGCAUAAAAUUGCUUCAAUAGCUUGAUCUCAGCUUAUGGGUAGGGCCCUCUUUACCUUUUGUAUUUGUCUGUAUAUAUUGUACAUAUGUUCUCCCCUAAUUGUACAGCACUGCAGAAUAUGUGGGUGCGUGAUAGAUGCCAGUAAUUAAUAAAUUAAUCACUUAAAAAGAACACUAUAGGUCUAGCCUUUUAUUUAUCUGUAAAUUAAUUUAACCAUCUUCUCGUUCUUCAUAUAAUAUUUUCAUAUCCCAUUUUUGUUAGAAAUAGUCAUAGUAAAAACUAUGGAGAAACUGCCAAUUGUUACUAGUUUCUAAAAUCAUUAGUGUGUUGGAUAAAAUAUUGUGUCUACAACUUUUAUUAGGUGGGAUUUAGAAUGCAGCUUCGGUGUGCAAAGAGAACUGGCAGGAACUUUGCCCUCCAGCUAUCAUCCACUCCAUAAAUCUAUGUAAUGACACCCAUUAAAGAAACAGAAAUGUAGUGUUUCUACAUUAUGAAUGCUGGUUUAGCUUGUUUUCCUGUUCCAUAGGGAAUAAAAGAUACCAGAGAUGCAAUCCAAAAUGGCAGGACUCAAUUACCUAUUAGUUCAUCCUCCAGACUCACCUGGGAAGUGUAUUCUGUUAAGGUAAUGUACAGGGUCUGGCAAGUCAUGAUAGUUAGUUUAGUGUUUUUACACAUGUUUUGGUGAACGCAUGACAUUUUAUUCUGCAGCCUAUCUAUGAAUUUUAAAUAAAAUUGUCAGAAAGACUACUCUCUACACAAAUAUAUCAGUGGAAAUUGUACUUAAUUGUAUCUUAAAUCUUACAGUCUGUCAGUCAAAAAUGAAUGGGAAAAAAAGCAAAAUCAUGAACUUUGUAGUCUUAGUCAGUCCAACAUGUUCUCACAAAAAGUACAAUUUAAAAAUGGAGUAAUCAUUUCCUGUUAGGAAAAGGCUAGGAAUAAAAUAGUGUGGCGGUUGUGAAAUUGUGUGGUGAUGGAAAAUCCUGAGCAAAUCUGAAGAUACAAAUGCUACAGGAGUUCUUUAUAUGUAGGUGCAGGAAGUGGAUGCAUCCCUCUACCUUCUGAAAAAUGGAAAUGGCAAUAAACACUGAACAUACAAGUGAUGUGGAAAUGAGGGCUCCUUUUUCUUUUACCCUCAAGGACACACGACAUGUGUGACAUGUUAUGAUUCCCUUUUAUUCCAGAAGUUUGGUCCUUAAGGGGUUAAGCAGGUAAAGGUGAUAAAAAGACCAAAUGUUAAAGUGACAAAUAUAAACAAGAUACACCUUCUUUUGGGAGGGAUGUGUAUGCAAAAGAGCGCUAAAGUGAAUAAACAGCAGCUCUAUACACUUGUGUGGAAUACCCUCUCAACCACAUCCAAAACUCAAAAUCUGUAAGGUGGUAUAAAUAGAACCUACACAUCAAGUGGAGCACUUGAAUUAAAAUAAAAUCUGAAUUAAAUUUAAAUCAGGUGAACUUACCCCACGUCACCUUGUUAAAAUCUUUAACUUGUGAUACAUAUAAAAAAUAAAAAUAGGUCAGCUGACGAAGCUCUGCAAGAGUGAAACACGUUUUGCCCAUAUUCAGGACUUUUAUAUAUCUAAAUUAUAGUUUCAUUUAUAUCAUAUGUUUUAUAUUUAAUUGUAAAAUACAUUUUAUUAAUCUUUUAAAGUCCUUUAGAGCCUUCCGAAUCUUUAUAGGGGUUGUGCCAUCCCCACAAAAAUUGGCACAACGCUAUUAUACCUCAGAGCCAGUACUGUAAGGCUCUGAACAAGGUGAGCACUACCUAUUCCACCUUUUUACCAGUUUUUUUUAUUGACAGACUACACAUUGGUUCCCUUUCCUGCUUUGUUUUUUCUCUGAGAGAACUUCAAAAUGGAUGAGAGGUGUGAUGCUGCCCUAAAACCAUAAAAAACCCAGUAACAGAGUAUAUAUAUAUAUAUAUAUACACCCCUUUAAAUGUGAGUGAUCCUACUUCUCUACCAUUUAUUCUAUUUCAUUUUGUAUACCAUCUGCACUAUAUUGGGUCUAUUUUUAUUUUUUAUAUGUAUCACAAGUUAAAGAUUUUAACAAGGUAACGUUGGGUAAGUUCACCCCAUUUACAUAUAUAUUUUAUUCAAAUGUUAUUUCAUUUAAACCGCUCAACUUAACGUGUAGGUUCUACUUAUACCACUCUACAUAUUUUAAAGUGACAAUAGUCAGCAUCUGAUGGAACUCACUGUAUGACACUCUAACCGCGUAUUCCCUAACUCCAUGGGAAUUCAAAGAAUUUAACAUUUUUGGCUAAAGUAGCCAAAUUGGAAGCAUAGCAAACUUGUACAGGAACAGGAAACAGAAACUCUGCGCGGAACAGGAGUUUCUGUUUCCUAUACCCAGCCGGAUUGACAGGAAGUGCACACUGAGUGUGCAUCUUCCUAUCACUCCGGCCGGGCACCGCGGACCGGAGAGGAGCUCGGCCACGCUACAGGGAAGGGGAGGUGAGGGGGAGGGGGGAUUAACAGUAGGAGGGGAGAGUAACAGUAGGAGGGGGAUAACAGUAGAAGGGGGAUGGGAGUAACAGAAGGAGGGGAUUGGGAGUAACAGAAGGUAGGUGUGGGGGUAACAGAAGGAUGGGGUGGGAGUAACAGAAGCAGGGGGUAAGAAGAACGGGGGAGUAAGAAUAACGGGGGUAAGAAGAACACAAGGAGGAGGGAGGAGAGUAAGGAUGAGGAGAAGGGGAGAUGAGGAGGAGAGCGGGGGACUGAGAGAGAACAGGGGAGGUAAGGAGGACACAGGGAGGAGAGGUAAGAAGAACACAGGGAGGGUGAGGAGAAGGGGAGAUAGGGAGGACACAGGGAGGGAGAUGAGGAGAACACAGGGAGGGAGGUGAGUAGAACACAGGGAGGGAGGAGGACACAGGGUGGGGAGGUAGGGAGGACACAGGGAGGGAGGGGUAAGGAGGAGAAUACAGGGAGGAGAGGGGGUAAGGAGAACACAGGGAGGGGGGAGGUGAAGAGGACACAGGGAGGAGAGGGGGUAAGAAGAACACGGGGAGGUGAGGAGAACACAUAGAGGGGGGAGGUGAGAAGAACACGUGGAGGGGGGAAUGAGAAUAGCACUGGGAGGGUGGGUGAGUGUGAGAAGAGACCGAUAGGGGAGGGUGGGGGAGAGGCGAGACCACUAAGGGGCAGGGAAGAGCUCUAAGGGACAGAAGGGACAGCUCUAUAGGACAGGGGACAAGACAGGGAGCGCUUUCACACUACGCCCACACACACAAUGCAUCCCUACACACACAGAAACACAACAUGCUUCCCUUACACACAGAAACACACAAUGCAUCCAUUACACACACACAAUGCAACCUUUACACACAAAGACAAUGCAUCCUUUGCGCACACAUACACAGAAACACACAAUGCAAACCCUUACACACACACACUGCUUUUCUUACAUACACACAGAAACACAAUGCAUCUCUUACACACACUCAAUGCACACAGACACACACCUUGCAUCCCUUAUGCAUACAAACACAGAUUCACGCAAUGCAUCCGUUACACACAACCAGAAACACACAAUACAUGCCUUAUACACAAAUACACACUGCUUCCACUACACACAAACACACUGCAUCACCUACACAAACUGGUAUCCCUAUACACUACAUACAUAUAUUAGAUCCUCUACAAUAACAUAACAUAACACUCCACUCCUUGUGCGUGAACUCAUGGGUGGGUGGAACAUAUAAGUGGACUUAUGAGUGGGCCUUAUGGACAUACUCACCAUCAGGCCCUGGGGUCCAGACCUUGAGCUGUGUAAGGGGCCCCCAAAAAAUGGAGCUGCUUCCAAUUCUCCCAGAACAUUGAAUUUUGUGACCACAAUUGCAAACAGCCUCCAGAGAUCCUGUUCUACAACAGACCAGUGGAGCCAAACUGCAGCCCAUCAUCAUCCUCAUCUGGUUGUAAGUAGGCAAUCUAGUAUAUUAUUAGUGACACUAAUCUAUAAUUUACCUAACAUUAAAGGGACACUAUGGUCCCCAGAACCACUUUAGCUUAAUGAAGUGAUUCUGGUGUCUAUAGCCGGUCCCUGCAGGCUUUUUAAUGUAAACACACACUAUGUGCACCACUGGCGUUAGUUCAUAUGGCAGAUCAUAUGGGUGGGGCAUUGUGAUGUCACAUGGGGGCGGCAAAUUCAGCUGUUCCCCAUGCAGCCACAGGUACCGCUUUGCUGGGAGAUUGUGAUUACUCUUCACUUCCUCCCAACCUACAGAGCAGCGCAUGGGAGAGAGAGAGGAGGAGGCAUGAUUUAAUUUUACAACAAAUCCAGUAAGCAAAUCUUUAUAAAUUUGGGGGGAUCAGCUCUGUUUCCACGGUUUAUUGGUGUUUACUCUGAUGUCUGUAUUAAUAUUGAGGGAUUUCUAAGUAGUAACAUCAGUGUGUGUCAGCAGGGCCAGCCGUUGGGGUGUGCAAGCUGUGCGGUCAUGCAGGGUGCCAUGACAACAGAGGCGCCCGGCGGCCAACACAGCUCACAAGUUGGGGACACCAGCAUAUUCAAUUUAAACGAUUCGCUUGUGGUCCACUGGUGCGCAUCAGAUUAUAUACUCUCCCUCGUGGUUCCGGCGCUCAGUUAGUGAGUCAGAGCACAGGCUCAGAGAUUCUCAGCCUGUGCUCUGACAACAUUGAAAGUUGAUUAGCAUAACAUCAAUAUCCGUUAUAAAACCAGGAAAAGGUGGGCAUGGAUGGUGAACUGAUUUGGUGGUGCAAUGGGCCACUUGACUGGUUUUGCCCCCCAGGCCUAAGGCUGCCAGCCCUCCCCUGGU
Molecule: messenger RNA, 6262 nt
Organism: Pelobates cultripes (western spadefoot toad)
Lineage: Eukaryota; Metazoa; Chordata; Amphibia; Anura; Pelobatidae
Source: the annotation of a GenBank genome assembly